CAACGGCUCAAGCAGAACCAUUCCCUUCGGCUAUAUAGACCAGCGGCACCUAAACCCUCCCCUCUUUAGCCGCACCCGCCUGUCGUCUCGCCCGCUCCCGCUUCGCUUCGCCGCCGCCGCUCCGACCGCCGCCAAAAUGCCGUUCAAGAGGUUCGUGGAGAUCGGGCGGGUGGCCCUGGUGAACUACGGCAAGGACUACGGCCGCCUCGUCGUCAUCGUCGAUGUCGUCGACCAGAACAGGGCACUUGUGGAUGCCCCCGAUAUGGUCCGUUGCCAGAUGAACUUCAAGCGGCUUUCCCUGACUGACAUCAAGAUUGACAUUAAGCGUGUCCCUAAGAAGACCACUUUGAUUAAUGCAAUGGAGGAAGCUGAUGUGAAGACCAAGUGGGAGAAUAGCUCAUGGGGCAAGAAGCUGAUUGUCCAGAAGAGGAGAGCGUCCCUCAACGACUUUGACAGGUUCAAGGUCAUGUUGGCUAAGAUCAAGAGGGGCGGUGCUAUCAGGCAAGAGCUCGCUAAGCUUAAAAAGGAGGUUGCUGCUGCUUGAUUUGGUGGAUGACCUGUUGAGAUUUUGAUCAGCAAUAUUCGGAUGUCCUGAAAAAAAAAAUCAUGUACUGUGAAUUUCUUUUGAGAGCUUGCCAAAAUUUUAACUUUAAAUAUGCCUUCUUUUAGAGAUUUUGCCAGAAACCUUUUCAGAGUUUGAGAUAUUCUAUGCUGUUAUCCGGUA
Phragmites australis (common reed) is the source of this 724-nucleotide messenger RNA. RefSeq names its product large ribosomal subunit protein eL14z-like. The coding region runs from base 137 to 544 and encodes 135 amino acids. Gene Ontology annotation, molecular function: RNA binding; structural constituent of ribosome. Lineage: Eukaryota; Viridiplantae; Streptophyta; Magnoliopsida; Poales; Poaceae. Gene Ontology annotation, biological process: ribosomal large subunit biogenesis; translation. The transcript has 5 exons. The record is from RefSeq and is a predicted model, not a curated record. Gene Ontology annotation, cellular component: ribosome; cytosolic large ribosomal subunit.